AUGGAGCCGAUGCUGUUAUACAUCGCUGGCACCAAUCGUGUGGUUAGCGUCGUCCUGGUCGUGGAGCGCAAGGAGGCCGGCAAGGAAGCCGGCAAGGAGCAGUCGCAAAAACACACGCCGGCUUCCACCUUGAAGACCAUCCCCAUUACCUGGCCGUUUGCCAUAUGGGGCUUGGAUAUGGUGGGCCCAUUCAAGACAGCCCGAGGCGGCAUGACUCAUCUCUUGGUGAUGAUUGAUAAAUUCACUAAGUGGAUCGAGGCCAAGCCAAUCAAGAAGCUGGACGGCUCCACAGCCGUCACAUUCCUCAAGGAGAUAAUCGUGAGAUACGGGUACCCCCAUAGCAUCAUCACCGACAACGGCAUCAACUUCGCCGAAGGCAUCUUCAAACGCUAUUGCGGGGAGAUGGGGAUCCGAAUGGACCUAUCGUCCGUGGCGCAUCCGGAGUCAAACGGCCAAGUGGAAAAGGCAAACGGCCUGAUCCUAGCCGGCAUCCGGCCCCGGCUGGUGGAGCCGCUUGAGCGCUCAGCCGGCUGCUGGAUUGAAGAGCUGCCCAGCAUACUAUGGAGCCUGCGCACGACGCCGAACCGCUCUGUCGGCUUCACGCCCUUCUUCCUCGUAUACGGGGCCGAAGCCGUCCUGCCGACUGACAUCGAGCACGACGCGCCAAGGAUCAAGCUAUACACAGAAGCUGAAGCCAAAGAAGCUCGUGAAGAUGGAGUCGACCUGGUCGAAGAAGUCCGGCUGAUGGCCGAGUCCAGGUCCACCGUAUACCAGCAAAGCCUCCGACGCUAUCACAGCCGGAAGGUCCAGUCCUUAGCAUUCCGAGAAGGAGACCUAGUGCUCCGGCUGAUC
Molecule: messenger RNA, 852 nt
Organism: Lolium perenne
Lineage: Eukaryota; Viridiplantae; Streptophyta; Magnoliopsida; Poales; Poaceae
Source: RefSeq, a predicted model, not a curated record